Messenger RNA from Suillus paluster, 1773 nucleotides. RefSeq lists its product as uncharacterized. The transcript is spliced from 11 exons. Lineage: Eukaryota; Fungi; Basidiomycota; Agaricomycetes; Boletales; Suillaceae. The record is from RefSeq and is a predicted model, not a curated record. Bases 1 to 1773 code for a protein of 590 amino acids.
AUGGCUAGCACCUCUGCAGGAGCAGCACCUCCUCCAAGUCUCAUUCCAGUUUCCGCAGCCACAGCAACAACUUCAGCCCGUUCCGACACAUUCAAGACAGAGUUCCACCCCCACAGCGGUCACCCUACAACUGUCGAGACAUUUUCUGCUUAUGGGACUGGAUUGGGAACACGUUCACCCAUGGUUGAUGAUACACCUUGGCACCCUUUUACCUGUUGUGCGGACUUUGAGUUCACUGAGCUUGCGCACAAAGCCGCACUGAACAAGGACCAAAUGAAUGAGCUGUUGAAGUUCAUUUGGCAAGUCGCAGAUGGUCACACAAAGUUUUCGUUCAGAACACACAGAGAUGUUACAACUGCAUGGGCUAGGGCGUCUAGCCAGAUGUCACCAUUUGAAAAACAUAUUAUACCCAUUGAUUACAAGAAGGAAACAAUUGAGUAUGAAGUUUAUUCGCGGCCUCUGUGGGACUGGGCAAUGGACCUAUUAGCCAAUCCCUUGUUGGCUCCACACUUUGUCUGGGAUGCUCAGCAGCUUUAUAAGCACGACGGGACUCACUUUGAGCACUGCUUUCAUGAGCCAUGGAUGGGAGACCACUGGUGGAAUCUUCAAUCCUUAUUACCUGAGAAUGGAGUGCCCUUCGCAUUCAUAUUAUAUGCUGACAAAACUCAUCUUUCGUCAGCUGGUACUGUCAAAGCAUACCCAGUAAUCACCCGCUGCGGGAAUCUACCAGUCAAUAUUAGGAAUGUCAAUGGUCCCGGAGGAGGGUGUCUGGUAGGUUGGUGUGUGAUGGCGCUAAUACGGGGCCUUAAUUCUGCCUGCCCUUGCCCCAUUUGCCUGGCCCCGAGAGAAGAACUCACCGACCAUUCAACGACUUACCCUAAGCGCACCAUUAAAGACGCACAAGAUCGUGUCAAGUUAUGGUCCAGAGACUGCAUUGUGGGCGAGGCAGAACUGAAGAAACAGAACUUGAGGCCUAUCAAGAAUGCAUUAUGGAAAGUCAAGCUGUCCAACCCGCACGAUGCGCUCUCGCAAGAUCCGCUACAUCUCUAUCAUAAGGGGAAGUUUGGCAAUCACUUGUUUGAUGAGUUUAAGAAACACGUCAAGGCACUUGGACAUGCUGCCGAGAAGAAGGUUGAUAAACAGUUUGAUGCAUUUCCGCAAUGGCAAAACCUGAACCAUUUCAACCGCAUUACCAACAUAUAUUUUACUGAUGGUAACAAAUUCCAGGACAUAUCUAGGGAAUAUAUUGAGGCCCUUGGCGAUGACACGACUAAGAAUUGGAAUUUCCCAAAGGCUCAUGCCUCGAAGCAUGUAUUCACUGACAUUAGGGAGAAAGGAGCAGCUCGAAACUUCAGCACCAGACCAAAUGAGAAGCAACAUGGACUGAUCAAAUGUGCAUACAAAUUGCAAACAAACAGGAAGGAUAUCGCUAACCAGACUAGAUCAUAUGACCCUUACCUAGAUGAUCAACCUUUUGGCAGACAUAUUCACCUUGGUGCCCCGCAACACUCCCUGACCCUUUCGCAGCUCGAAGAAGAAAAUGCAUCCAAGCCUGCCUUUGCACAGUUCCGCAAGAAACUUUCAUUAUUCCUCAACAAUUUUCUGCCCACCUACAACAUACUGCUACCUGAUGGCAAAAUCAAAUUCUCACUUGGAACGAUUUCUUGUGUCCAGGAGCAUCGGUUCCUCAAGGUCAACUAUGAGUCUGCUGUGGAUUGGAAGCUCACUACAGAUUAUUUGCGGUGUAACCCGAGCUUUCAUGAGCAUGAGUGA